Microdochium trichocladiopsis is the source of this 1293-nucleotide messenger RNA. Its product is annotated as microsomal dipeptidase. The record is from RefSeq and is a predicted model, not a curated record. Bases 1 to 1293 code for a protein of 430 amino acids. The transcript is spliced from 3 exons. Gene Ontology annotation, biological process: proteolysis. Gene Ontology annotation, molecular function: metallodipeptidase activity. Lineage: Eukaryota; Fungi; Ascomycota; Sordariomycetes; Xylariales; Microdochiaceae.
AUGACGUCCAGAUUACAAGAGCAUCAACCCGCGAAAUGGCUAUUUUGGCUGGCGGCAUCUUGUGUGGCGGGGAUUGCCGGGUACCUAUACAUUGGACAGGGAGGAUUACAGGGUCUUUCUGACGCAGACUAUGCGGGCAGAACGCAGCAAUUGUUACGCACCACCCCAUUGAUUGAUGGCCACAACGAUCUGCCGUAUCUCCUCCGCAUCGAGUUGCAGAACAAGAUCUACAACAGCUCAUACGAUUUCCGAAACCAACUCUCCACAGGCCACACAGACCUCGAACGCCUGCGGCAAGGCAAGGUAGGGGGCCAGUUCUGGUCCGUUUUCGUGGAAUGCCCCGAUCUCGAGAACCUUGACGACCCCAGCCACAGCGUCCGUGACACCCUGGAGCAGGUCGACGUGACGCGGCGCUUCAUCGAGCAGGUUGAAGAGCUGCAGUUCUGCGACACGCCCGCCUGCGUCUCGUCAGCCUUCCGCUCUGGCAGGGUCGCGUCAAUGCUCGGAGCAGAGGGCUUGCACCAGGCCGGGUCGUCCAUCGCUGUCAUCAGACAGCUCUUUGACCUGGGAGUUCGCUACAUUACGAUCACGCAUAACUGUGAUAACCCCUUUGCCACGGCGGCAUCUACAGUCACCGCUGGGGGCGCAGACGAGGCGCUGAGCGAGUUUGGCAUCGCCGGGAUCCGCGAGAUGAACCGUCUGGGCAUGAUGGUCGAUCUUUCUCAUGCGUCCCACGAGACCAUGCGUCAGGUCCUAGACGUGACCCAGGCACCCAUCAUCUUCAGCCAUAGCACGUGCUAUGAGCUCGCAAAGACAUACCGAAAUGCCCCGGAUGACGUUCUCGCCAGGUUAAGGCAGAAUGGGGGAGUCCUGAUGAUUAUGUUUGUGAAGCGGUUCCUUAAUGCGGAGGACCCGGAAGCCGCCGACAUUGAGAGGGUGGUCGACCACAUCAUGCAUGUGGUCGAGGUGGCUGGGUGGGACCACGUCGGCAUAGGCGGAGACUUUGACGGCACUGUGACCCUUGCUAACGGCAUCACGUCGGUGGCUGACUAUCCCAAGCUCAUCGAGGCGGUGAUGAAGCGUGGCGCCACGGACAGUCAAGUCAAGAAGCUGGUUGGGCAGAAUCUUCUCAGGGUAUGGGCCGAGAAUGAGAGGGUGGCAGCACGCUUGUCCCGAGAGAUCAUGCCCGUCGAGGACGUAUGGAAAGGGAGACUAUUCACGAGGUGGAACAACCCGCUACCGCGUUUAAUUCCGGAUAAUCCAAAUAGGAUUGCUGCGACGGACUACCCUUGA